Molecule: messenger RNA, 885 nt
Organism: Peromyscus leucopus (white-footed mouse)
Lineage: Eukaryota; Metazoa; Chordata; Mammalia; Rodentia; Cricetidae
Exons: 2
Coding region: 1-756 (251 amino acids)
Source: RefSeq, a predicted model, not a curated record
AUGGCUGGACUUCGUCAAUGUGGGGGUGUGGCGCGCGCGGCGCGCGGCAUUGUGGGAAUCGUAGUCCCUAGAGCGGCGCUACGGUGCGUAGAGGCUGUCUCAGAACUCCAACUCCCAAGAGGCUCUGCGGCAGCGGCCGAGUGCGGGGCGGCGCUGACAGGACUCCCGAGGCCCCAGGAGCGGGGGAGGUGCGGGGGCUCCCACCUCCCGGCUGGUGGGGGAGGGGCGGCAGGCCGCGGGCUGCGCGGGGGCGGGGUCGAGCGGCGGCCUGGGUCUCGGAGGGCGGUGGCCCGAGCUCCGCUUUCUCCCGUGGGGCCUGGGCUUGGGCCUUUGUGGGGCGGGGGUGUCCCGGCGGCUCAGGCGGGAUGGGGGCGGGCCGCUGACGUCUGCGGGGGCGGAGCGCACUUGUUUUCGUGGCCGCGGGCGUUCAGCUGGAGGUUCCGGGCGACCGCGGCGUCAGGCCUGGAGGGGUCACUUGUGGGCACCCGGUGCGAGCCGCUUAAGAUGGACCCGAACUCCGGGCCGGCGCCGCGUCGCGCCGCCACGCGCGCGCCGGGUUUUUGUUUUCCUCCUCGCUGUCCUCAGGGCUGCGGCGACGGGAAAGGCUUCGCCUCCGGAGUUAGACGCUUUUCCUGGGAUCCGAGAGGCGGCGGGGGCGGUGUAAACGCGAUCUCACAUUCUCAUCUGAGCACCUCAGGCACCAAGCAAGUCCAUGGUGCACAGACAGACGUGGUGAAGGCAAAACAUGUCAAAUGAGUAAGUUUGAUAAAAAUGUAAACAAAAAUGAAAAGGUCCUGUAUAGUUAACACAAUUGUACAUAUCUAAUAACAAUUUUUUUUUUAAGGUUUUUCGAGACAGGGUUUCUCUGUAGCUUUGGAGCCUGUC